Amphimedon queenslandica is the source of this 957-nucleotide messenger RNA. Its product is annotated as ephrin type-A receptor 5-like. Bases 1 to 957 code for a protein of 318 amino acids. Lineage: Eukaryota; Metazoa; Porifera; Demospongiae; Haplosclerida; Niphatidae. Gene Ontology annotation, molecular function: ATP binding; transmembrane receptor protein tyrosine kinase activity. Gene Ontology annotation, biological process: protein phosphorylation; multicellular organism development; positive regulation of kinase activity. The transcript is spliced from 6 exons. The record is from RefSeq and is a predicted model, not a curated record. Gene Ontology annotation, cellular component: signaling receptor complex; plasma membrane.
AUGCACUACACAGAGUCUACAAUAUCUGCCACUGAAUCAACAGUUAUUCCUUCUAACAAUCCAUCGGCUGCUUUAGGAAUUGGAGUAGGAAUUGGUUCAACAGUCAUACUCUUAGUUCUAAUAUUAUUAAUACUUUUUGUAUUAAUAGUAUUUAUUAUUAGAUUGAAGAGAUGUACUACAAAAAACAGCUCUUAUUAUGAAAGUACUGUCAUAAGCUCAACUGGCAAUUAUGUAUUAGCUACUGAAAUUGAAUGCUCACUAACUCUUCCUGUAUCAAGUGAUGUGAUAGCUGGUAGUAAUGAAGAUUUUAAUAUGUCCACAAAUGAAUCAUAUUCUAAAGUUAAAGGGCAUUCCUCUGUUUUUAAGAUGUCGAACAAUGAAUCUUACAUAAAAAAAGAAGAUAUAAGAAUACCUUUUUAUGAGCCUGCGAAUGAUAGGAUUAAAAUAAUUGCUCAAAUAAAGAAGUCAAAAUCUGUACUGAUUCAAUUUGAUAGCUUGAGAUUAACCAGCUCACUAGGAUCUGGUCAGUUUGGUAAUGUGUGUAAGGGACAGUGGAAGAAACCUAAUGGAGAUACCAUUGAUGUAGCAGUUAAGAUGUUACAAGAUGGAGCAAGUGAACAAGAGAAGAUCAAGUUCUUACAGGAAGCUGCUAUCAUGAGUCAAUUCACUCAUGAUAAUGUCAUUAAACUACAUGGAGUAGUCAGUGAUGAUGAACAUCCCAUGAUUGUGAUUGAGUAUAUGUCUAAAGGUGAUCUUGAUCACUUACUGCAAAAAAUGAUAACAAAUCCUGGUGAGCUGGUUCAUCAUGAUACUCCUGCACUUCUUUUAAGUUUCUGUCAGCAAGUGUGUCUAGGAAUGACUUACUUGUCCAGCAAAGGAUUUGUUCAUCGUGACUUAGCAGCAAGAAACAUUCUUGUAUCUGCUAAUAAUAUUUGCAAGGUAAAGAUUAUCAAUUGA